Messenger RNA from Pangasianodon hypophthalmus (striped catfish), 2952 nucleotides. Its product is annotated as calphotin. The coding region runs from base 770 to 2710 and encodes 646 amino acids. The transcript is spliced from 11 exons. Lineage: Eukaryota; Metazoa; Chordata; Actinopteri; Siluriformes; Pangasiidae. The record is from RefSeq and is a predicted model, not a curated record.
ACACAGCUUGUGAGGAAUUCACUACGGAGACUCCGAUUAUUGACUGCGAUCCUGCUUUUGAUUUUGUUUCUGGUUCCUCGACUUGCUCUUGUUUAUGCUGCUUACCUGACACCUGUUCAUUAUUCAUCUUCUCUUUAAAUACAUUGUUUGGUUAAAAAAUAACAGAGGUCAGGUCACAGCCGUGAUGUUAUUGACCAUGAUGUUAAGGAGUGAUCAGCACACUGCCUUCAUCUCAUUCACUUCAGGAGAGAGACAGAAAAAAGAGAACGACUGUUUAUAGCUGCUAUAACGUAGGAACAGGAACUCGUUUCACCGUCGUUCCACAGCAUUAAAUACGUGUGUGUGUGUGUGUGUGUGUGUGUGUGUGUGAGAGAGUUGGGCAUGCAGUAGGAGGAAAAACACAUUUUUCAAGUUUUUCUACUCUGCAGCCUGCAGGGUAUCUCUCUAUCUCUCUCUCUCUCUAUCUCUCUAUCUCUCUCUCUCUCUAUCUCUCUCUCUCACACACACACACAUGUCGGAAAUGCAUUUAGUGUGUGUGUGGGUAUGAGUGUGUGUCUGUAUAUAAGGAAUGAACUGAGCAAACUGGCUGUGUAAACACACUCAUCACACAGCGUGAAGAUUUCAGUGAAAGCUUUUACUCAUUAAUAAGAUAUGAGAUGAGACGUGAGAGAAGACGUGAGAGGAGACGUGAGAGAAGACGUGAGAGGAGACGUGACAGGAGACGGAUCGUCCUGCAGCAGUGUGUGAGAUACAGCUGAAGAGAACCAGGAUGGCAAGUGACUUGGACCGGCAAACUGUUUUCCGCACCACGAAGGUCCGGACGGCUCUGCGUAAAGACGGCAGCUGGAUCCGCCGGAGCGCCGAGAAACCGACGGAUCAAGAACCGUGUGAAUCUCCAGUCUUGGUUAAUCUCAUCAGCGUGUCCUCUGUAGAAUCCAGUCCAAUCGCCACCUCCAAUAGCUCCGCCCCUAAAAGUCCCACCCCACUGAGUCCCACCCCACUGAGUCCCACCCCACUGAGUCCCACCCCUCAGAGCCCCACCUCUGGUCAGGCCACGCCCACUUCUCCAGGAUGGAGAGGCAAAAGGGGAGGCUCGUACGUGCUGUCAGCAUUGAGGAAGUUUGAAACUAUGGAAUCACCAGAGAGCACACCGGCAAAAAACAAUUCCAGUUUGUCCAAAAGCCCUGAAGGUACAUCUGGGUUAAGACAGGUCGAACCAACACCGAAACCUGCUGAAUUCAAUGUCAUUGAUGCAGUUACGGCACCUGCGGUAAAGACAACUGAAGUCACAGCACCUGUGGUAAAGACACCUGAAGUUACGGCACCUGCGGCAAAGACACCAGAAGUCACGGCACCUGCGGCAAAGACACCUGCCGUUACGGCACCUGCGGCAAAGACACCUGCCGUUACGGCACCUGCGGCAAAGACACCUGACGUUACGGCACCUGCGGCAAAGGGACCUGACGUUACGGCACCUGCGGCAAAGGGACCUGACGUUACGGCACCUGCGGCAAAGGGACCUGACGUUACGGCACCUGCGGCAAAGGGACCUGACGUUACGGCACCUGCGGCAAAGACACCAGAAGUCACGGCACCUGCGGCAAAGUCAACUGAAGUCACGGCACCUGCGGCAAAGUCAACUGAAGUCACGGCACCUGCGGUAAAAGCACCUGAAGUUACGGCACCUGCGGCAAAGACACCUGAAGUUAUGGCACCUGCGGCAAAGUCAACUGAAGUCACGGCACCUGCGGUAAAAGCACCUGAAGUUACGGCACCUGCGGCAAAGACACCUGAAGUUACGGCACCUGCGGCAAAGUCACCUGAAGUUACGGCACCUGCGGUAAAAGCACCUGAAGUUACGGCACCUGCGGCAAAGUCAACUGAAGUCACGGCACCUGCGGCAAAGUCAACUGAAGUCACGGCACCUGCAGCAAAGACACCUGAAGUUACGGCACCUGCGGUAAAAGCACCUGAAGUUACAGCACCUGCGGCAAAGUCACCUGACGUUACGGCACCUGCGGUAAAAGCACCUGACGUCACGGCACCUGCGGCAAAGUCAACUGAAGUCACGGCACCUGCGGCAAAGUCAACUGAAGUCACGGCACCAGCGGCAAAGUCACCUGAAGUUACGGCACCUGCGGUAAAAGCACCUGAAGUUAUGGCACCUGCGGCAAAGACACCUGAAGUUACGGCACCUGCGGCAAAGACACCUGAAGUUACGGCACCUGCGGCAAAGACACCAGAAGUUACGGCACCUGCGGCAAAGGCACCAGAAGUAACGGCACCUGUGGUAAAAGCACCUGAAGUUACGGCACCUGCGGCAAAGUCAGCUGAAGUUACGGCACCUGCGGCAAAGACACCUGAAACACCUGAAGCUGAAACGCUUGCACCACUUGUACAAGAGCAGCCUGCAUUUGAAGAAGCAGUGAAACGGACACCUGAAGCACCUGCACCUGUCUCUUCAGCAGCUCCUGUCGACAGCACACCUCAGACCGACAGUGCUGCUAUUCUGCUGUGUUCCUUCUGUAACAAAUCUAUGGAAAGCAAUGAGAAGAUUUCUCUGAACAUUCCUCCAAUCACCUGCCACAUAAGCUGCUUUCAGUGUGCUACGUGUGCUAAACCGCUAGGUGACUUGAUGUCCCCCAUGUUCCACCACCGUGGGAAGAUUCACUGUGAGAAAUGCUUUAAUAUCGUGCUUCACAGCAUGUAAGCCAUCGCCAUGGCAACAACACAAGAGUAAUAUGUCUGCUCUAUCUAUUGAUUAUAUCUUCUUUCUUUUUUUUAUUUUCUAAGUAGAUUGAUACAGAAGUGCAAAAAGUGAGUGUGUGUGCUAAUCCUUUUUUUUUUUAUAUUAAAUAUCCUUUCUUUCCUUUUUAAGAUUCAUUUAAAGUUUUCAUUUAAAUAAAAAUGUGGAAACUUUCAUUGUGUGAAAUAAAGCAACUAAAGUUUUAA